AUGGAUGGGUUUUCUCAUCGUAAACGGCGGCGAAGUUCUUCAGAUGAUGGUUCCUAUGAGGAAGCCGUAGAACCAAGCUCUCAAGAGGAUUCGACAGAGUUCAAGCUCGCUCUCUUAUCUUCCUUGCAUCCAUAUGUCCCACAAGAUACAUUAUUAGAUAUAUUAAUUUCAUCAGAUGGUUCUGUUAAAGCGGCAUUAAAGAAAUUAACCCCCGAUCGAGAUGAACCGUCACCGAGGAAGAAAGCUGCCACAGCAUCUCCGGCCUUUCAAUCAUCUCUUUCAAGCUAUGUCAAACCAGGAAACGGAAAUUCAUUUCCUUUAAACCGGGUCUCUUCCCCUCUCACCCGCAAGGGUCGUACUCUGCAUUUGUACGAUCCACAGGACGUUGCUCAGCAUACACCAUGCUCGAUCAUUCAUAAUUUCCUUCCGCCUGAGACGGCGGAAAGCUUGCUCAAAGAGCUGCUACAAGAGGCAACUACAUUUGGGAAUUUGCAAUUUAAGAUAUUUGAUAGAGUAGUGCAAAGUCCUCAUUCGUCCUGCUUUUAUGUGCAUUCCAUGGACGAGCAGAAAAUGCAGAAGACAGAAUUUCUUUACAACGGAAGCCGCCUUACGGACGUCAGAAGGUCAACUCCUCGCAUGCGUCAUGUGUCGGAUCUUGUGCAAGACGCUGUCAAUAAGGAGAUAGCCAAGCGAAUCAAAACCCAUUAUCCAAGUGGCAAGAAGCUCAAGCACCAGUCGCCCCACGAAUGGGUCCCAAAUGCUGCCUUUGUCAAUUGCUAUGAAGGCGGCGGCGAGAGUGUCGGAUAUCAUUCAGAUCAACUUACCUAUCUCGGCCCGAGAGCAGUCAUUGGCAGCCUCAGCCUCGGAGUUGCUCGAGAAUUUAGAGUACGGAAAAUUGUUCCCCGAGAUGAUCCAGACGAAAGCAAAGACGGCAGUAGUCUAUCCCGUGCAGAUGCCGAAGGACAGAUUGCCAUUCACCUCCCGCACAACUCUCUUCUCGUCAUGCAUGCAGAAAUGCAAGAAGAAUGGAAGCACAGUCUUGUUCCAGCUCAAGCUAUCGAUCCGCACCCCAUCUCCGGAAACAGGCGCAUCAAUGUAACGUAUAGGUACUAUCGGGAUAGCUUUCAUCCACGUUACACACCGCGUUGUAAUUGCAAUGUCCCUACCGUUCUGAGAGUGGUACAACGGAAAAAGGAAAAUUAUGGGAAAUAUAUGUGGAUGUGUCACGGUGGAAUGGAACCUGGAAAAGAAGGGUGUUCAUUCUUCCAGUGGGCUGAAUUUGACGAGGAUGGAGAACCGCCUUGGGUUACAAAUCGAUCCCGCAGUCAGUCGGAAACACGGGUGCUGCAGUCCGCCACUUGA
Messenger RNA from Xylona heveae TC161, 1362 nucleotides. RefSeq lists its product as hypothetical. Gene Ontology annotation, molecular function: dioxygenase activity; zinc ion binding. The coding region runs from base 1 to 1362 and encodes 453 amino acids. NCBI's taxonomy places the organism in Eukaryota, Fungi, Ascomycota, Xylonomycetes, Xylonales, Xylonaceae. Gene Ontology annotation, cellular component: nucleus. Gene Ontology annotation, biological process: DNA alkylation repair; DNA repair. The transcript is spliced from 3 exons. The record is from RefSeq and is a predicted model, not a curated record.